Molecule: messenger RNA, 2695 nt
Organism: Rhododendron vialii
Lineage: Eukaryota; Viridiplantae; Streptophyta; Magnoliopsida; Ericales; Ericaceae
Product: putative protein FAR1-RELATED SEQUENCE 10
Exons: 4
Coding region: 241-2310 (689 amino acids)
Biological process (GO): regulation of DNA-templated transcription
Molecular function (GO): zinc ion binding
Source: RefSeq, a predicted model, not a curated record
AAAAAGAGGAGGGCUCGACUCAAUGUCGACCAAAACACAGUAGAGCCGUAGAGGGCAGUGGAGCCGUGGCCCGUGGAAGAAGAGAGAGGAACAUGGAAUUAGGGUUUAAGAACUUUCCUUCUCUGUCCCUCACUGGGUAGUCCAAUUACCAGCUUUUGGGUCGCUCAGAGGAUUUGAAUGUAUUCUUUUGGAAUUUGUGUGCAUCCUUAACAUGUAUGAACUUUGAGUAAGGGUGAAAUAAUGGCGUCGAUACCAUCGAAAAAUACAUGGAUGCGGCGGCAGCAAUGCCCCUGUGGGGAUUGGAAGUGUUUUGUUACAUAUGAUGGGGAUGCUGAAGAAUCAGCUGCAGCAUCUCAAUUGGUUAAAAAUGGUAGUUCAUCAUUUGAAGGAAUGGUUGCUCCUUAUGUGGGAAUGGUAUUUAAGAGUGAUGAAGAUGCAUUUGAGUACUAUGGCAAUUUUGCCAGGAAGAAUGGGUUUUCGAUCAGGAAAGAGCGCUCAAGAUUGAGCCCACAGUUGGGUAUUUAUAAAAGGGAUUUCGUAUGCUAUCGUAGUGGCUUUGCGAGAAAAAGGCCUACCGCAGAGCACCAAAGGGAUCGGAAGUCAGUUCGAUGCGGUUGUGAUGCGAAGAUGUACUUGUCGAAGGAGGUAGUUGAGGGCGAUUGUCAGUGGUUUGUCAUACAGUUUAGUAAUGUGCAUAAUCACGAAUUGUUGGAAGAUGAUCAAGUUCGUCUCCUUCCUGCUUACCGUAAGAUUAACGAGGCUGAUCAAGAGCGAAUACUUUUGCUUUCCAAAGCUGGGUUUCCAAUACAUCGUAUAGUUAAAGUGCUGGAGCUGGAAAAAGGUAUCCAAGGUGGACAAUUGCCCUUUCUAGAGAGGGAUGUAAGAAAUUUUGUUCAGAAUCGUAAGAAACUGGUUCAAGAGAAUGAUGCUUUACUCUGCGAGAAAAGAGAAAAUGAUACAGGAGAGCUUCUUGAGGCGUGCAGGGCCACAAAAGAGGGGGAUCCGUACUUUGUCUAUGAUGUUACCAUGGACGAGAAUGAUAAGGUUGAGAACAUUGCUUGGUCAUAUGGAGACUCUGUUCAGGCGUACACCGUGUUUGGUGAUGUAGUUUAUUUUGACACAACAUAUCGCUCAAUCACCUACGGCAUGCUUUUUGGAGCAUGGCUUGGCAUUGACAACAAGGGUAAAACUGUCCUCUUUGGUGGUACUCUGUUGCAGGAUGAAACGCCCCGUUCGUUUGUAUGGGCUUUGCAGACUUUUGUCCGAUUUAUGAAAGGGAUACGUCCGCAGACAAUUCUAACUGAUCUGGACCCUGGGCUUAGAGAAGCCAUAAGAAGUGAACUACCAAAUACUAAACAUGUUGUUUCUAUUUGGAACAUUCUUCCCAAGCUAUCAUGUUGGUUCUCUCUCCCACUUGGACCCAGGUGUGCAGAAUUUAGAACUCAGUUUGAGGCUUUAUAUCUUCUGGAUAGUGCUGAGGAUUUUGAAUAUCAAUGGAAUCAAAUGGUUGGUCAAUACGGAAUUAAUUCAGACAAACACAUGGCAUUACUCUUCUCUCUCCGUACAUCUUGGGCAUUUCCCUACACAAAAGGUUGCUUUCUAGCUAGAAUGGCAACAAGUGGAUAUUCAAAGUCUGUUGAAGCAUUCUUGAGAGGGGUCUUCAGUGCACAGAUAUGCUUGCGCAGUUUUUUUGACCAGGUUGGGAAUUAUGCAUCUCAUAAAAUUCAGGCAAGUGAAGAGAUGCAGUAUAUGCAUAUCAGGACAUGCUUACCCAUUGAAGAGCAUGCACGUAGUAUUUUUAGCCCUUUUGCUUUCAGGGCAUUCCAGCAUGAAUUAGUGCAGGCUAUGCAAUAUGCUUCAUCGGAAAUGGCUGAUGGAUCGUAUGUUUUACGCCACUUCAAGAAGAUGGAUGGAGAGCGUCUGGUUAUUUGGAUACCGGAAGCGGAACAAAUUCACUGUUCCUGCAAGGAGUUUGAAUCUUCUGGAAUCUUAUGCAGACAUGCUCUUCGCAUCCUUCUGAUAAAGAACUAUUUUCAACUUCCAGAGAAAUAUUUGCCAAGUCGAUGGCAGAAAGAAAGUUCAUUGGCUCCUUAUGAUAAUCUGGGUGACCAGAAUGCCAGUGACGAAUGGUUUCAAGAAUUCCGUUCCCUAACUGGAACUCUCUUCACAGAAUCAUCAAUCACAAAGGAGCGCGCUGAUUUCGUUCAUAGAGAACUCUCAAAAGAACUUAAGAGGCUCAUUAACGAGGUGACAAAUAUGCCACCGAGUGAUGGAGUUGCUAUGGAUUUGACUGUUUCACCCACUGGAUAAUUAUGGAUGCUCCCUAUGGUGGCAAAUGCAACCGGCAGAGAUUCUUUUUUCAAUUUGAGGGAGGGACACAUUAUAGUCAGCAAGCGAUGAAAAGCCGAAAAUGGGUCUUUGACUUCCGAGUGUAGACCUUUUGGCGAAUGAGAAGCUAGUAUGAAAGAUUUGGCUAAUCAACAUUGCAUUUUAGAAUGCUGAAUGUAUAUCUACUAGCACGUAUUCAAGGCGACCGAUAACUUAAUGUGCAAAGAAUGUGGUCGAGUAGAAUUUGCUGUAGUCUAGGCGAAGCGGAAGCCAUAGUCAGCAAGAAGUUAGCAUAUCGAAAAACUUGUAGGCUAUAAAAUGUAAUAUAGCUCAGCCUAAGAAGAAUGAAGAUGUCCUUUUUGCGUAA